AGCAGUUAUCUGUUGCAACUUCGAGCAGUUGACCCAGCGGAGUGACUCAGACGUGUCGAGACGCUGAGCUGAAUGAAUUGGGUUCGCAUAGGGGCGUCUCCUCGUCAAUUAGCAGAGCGAACUCGUUUGUUCUGCUAAGUCCUCCUUCUCACGCUGGUUUCUGGAGGUGAAAUAUCUGCGUCUAAAUUCAGGAUUUUUCUUUUCUUUAUUCAGCUAUGAAGAUAUGAAAGAAUAAUAAUAAUAAAAAAAUUGUAUUAGUGUCACAAGUGAUGACAAGGUGAGACAAAGGCUUCUGGUAAAAGAAAAGAAGGAAAAAAACUGUUUUCUGUGUACAAAAUACAGGAAGUCAGCAACAAUGUCUGGUUCUCCACUCAUACGCUCUUCACCCUCAAUGAGUGAAUUAUGGGAACUGAACACAAUGGAGAGACGCUACUCCGUGCCGCCCUCCACGAUCUCAGAGCCGCGCCCGCCCCCGCCCACGCGCCCAGCGGGGUCGGCGCUGCUCACCGCCAGCGAGGACCUCCACGCCUGGUCCAUCUACCGCCAGAACCUCAACUCCGACUUCACGGACACCGCCUUGGGCUCUCAGGACAAGGCGCCGCUCCCCUACGGGAAUUUCCAGCUGCGGGAGUCCACCGUGCACUCCAUACUCAAUAAUCCCAGAUACGGCCCCAAGAGCGAACUCGGAUCCAACAUGUUCACAUACCUCAAGUUCGGCCUCCCGCGCGUUUUCCCCCCAACCGCUCGAGGGCGAGACGGGAGCAGCGGCUACGACUCAUAGAUACACGAGGAGCAAAAGUAACCCGGAUUUGCUCGCCGCUCGGGACUGGCACACACCGCCAUCAUCGAGAGAGGCCAGGGUCAAGAGUUCGAGUGAAGCCAACCUACUAGCUUCCGACGGCUUUUAUAGAGAUAGAAGAGCUAUUAGACCCAUUAGUAAGCUCGGCGGAUCACAGAUGUCGCUAGUUUCCCGCCAAUCUCGCCGGUCCAGACAACAUGGCGCCAUCUUCAACCAGCCCCCCGACGCCAACGGCUACCGCGACCCGCCCAUGCUCAACGACAAGCUGUUCCCCCGCGACAACCCCUGGCCGGACGAGGGCGGGAUGGGCGCGAAGGGACCCCACCUGCAGGUCCGCGGCUUGGUGUACGAGACCCGCGGGCGUGGUGGGCGGACUCACCUCCUCGACGGCAUCUCCCUGGAGGCGCGCGGAGGAGAGGUCCUGGCUGUCAUGGCGACCAACGACUCCGAGGGCUCGUGUCUGCUGGACGUCCUGGCCAACCGGCACGGGAAGUGGGGUGGGCGCCUCAGGGGGGACUUCAUCCUCAACGGACACCACGUCAAGCCGUCCAAGGUUGCGGACAGGUCGGCCUACGUGCAGCAGGACGUGAACUUCUGCCCAGACAUGAGCGUCAGACAAACGCUGCUCCUCCACUCCUUCUUCAGGUCAUCCGGUGACGUCACCAGGGUCAGGGAGGUCAAAGCCAGGAUCAACGGGCUCAUCAACGACCUUGGCCUCGAGCAAGUCCGCCACACGCGCGUCAAGGACCUGACCCUGAGUGAACGGCGGAGGUUGAACGUGGCGUGUCACCUGCUCCUCGAGACGGAUGUGGUGCUCCUCGACCAGCCCACGCGAGGGAUGGACAUCUUCGACACCUUCUUCCUGGUCGAGUACUUGAGGCAGUGGGCGUGUCGAGGAAGGAUUGUGAUCCUGACCAUCCAGCCUCCAACGUAUGAGAUAUUCACCAUGAUCUCCCGAGUGGCGCUCAUCUCAACAGGCCGACUCAUGUACUUCGGCCGUCGGAGAGAGAUGCUGCCUUAUUUUGCCUUCAUUGAGUACCCAUGCCCAGCCUAUAAGAACCCGUCUGAUUACUACCUUGACCUUGUGACCCUGGAUGACCUUAGUGCAGAGGCCAUGCUAGAAUCCUCCCAGAGGGUCGAGAUGCUGGCCGAGACCUUCAGGAGACGUCAGGAGGCCCUCAGCGACCCUGGCCCCCCUGGCCCUCUUCCACCCAAAGUCCGCAAGGAGAACAUCUGCAUGCAGCUUCUUGGGUUGUGGAUCCGUGCCAUGAUCUACCAGUUCCCAUACAAUAUGAUGCACUGGCUGGGCAUGACAAUGGUAGCGGGCAUCAUGUCUCUCCUCGUGGGUGCUGUUUUCUGGGAUGUGCGAAGCGCCCCGACGCAGCACCAGGAGAGCGUCAACAACAGGGCUGGAUUCCACUAUUCCAUGGCUGGUAUUGCUCUGUGGCCUGUGCUCCUCAUGGCCAUUUCGGAAGUUUGGAGAGACAAGCCAGCAGUAGCGAGGGACAUUGGAGAUGGGCUGUACUCUAGGGGGAUAUAUAUCGUAACUAAAAUAUGCUACAGCUUCUUAGCAGCUGGAGGUGUAUUUUUGGCAUACAUUCUCCCAGCUUACACUCUUGCUGGAUUCCCCUCAGCUGAGAAGUUCUACAUCUACAUUGGGUACAUGCUCCUGUACCUCUUUGCUGCUCGAUCUAUAGCCAUUGCCUCUGCCUGCCUGUUCAACACACGUCACAUGGCUGCUAUGUCCACAGGCAUUGUGCUUACAGUGGCCACAAUAGGCUCUGGCUUCACUGUACAUCCAUUGGAUAUGUCAGUCUGGACUUGGCCGACAUUAUGGUGGUCUCCCGUCAGGUGGAUACUGCACGAAGUAAAUCGCUAUGAAUUUAACAGCAAGAGCGAGUUCCUGUGUGACCGUAAUCCUGUUCUCCAGGAUUCUCUCUCCGUAAUCCAGAGAAAGGCUCCUUGUGGUGUUGUCACUGGUGCUCAAGCCCUAAGGUACAUGGGUCUUCCCGAAGCCUCACUCCCUGAUGUCUAUUACCCUGCUGUCUUCAUAGUUGUGGCAUACCUAGUGGGUCAGGUGGUCACCAUCAUCGCUUUCAUCUUGUGCAAGAAACCCAAUCGAACGAAGAAGUAUAGGACUGAGUAGAUUUUAUGUAUUAGUUUUAGGUUGUCUUUUUUUCUCUUAGCUUUAGCUAGUUAAUAUAAGAAAAGAAAUGUGAUUUUUUUGUAUUACUUUUGUAUGUUUUAUUGACUUUUUCUGAAGAAUGGUUUCAUUCAUGGAAAAUGCUCAUAUAUAUUAUGCAUAUACUUACAUUGUGAUCUGAUGACAAAAUGAUUUUGAAAUGCAUUUAUAUUUUAAUGUUUAAUGAGAAUUUAGUGUAGAUUUUACAGUUCUGAAUACAUCUUUUGUAUGGAAAUGUCACAUUAGCAGUAUUGUUGUUAUAUGUAACUUAUUAUGGAAUUAACU
Molecule: messenger RNA, 3266 nt
Organism: Penaeus monodon (black tiger shrimp)
Lineage: Eukaryota; Metazoa; Arthropoda; Malacostraca; Decapoda; Penaeidae
Product: ATP-binding cassette sub-family G member 8-like
Cellular component (GO): plasma membrane
Molecular function (GO): ATP hydrolysis activity; ABC-type transporter activity; ATP binding
Source: RefSeq, a predicted model, not a curated record